Molecule: messenger RNA, 1236 nt
Organism: Zingiber officinale
Lineage: Eukaryota; Viridiplantae; Streptophyta; Magnoliopsida; Zingiberales; Zingiberaceae
Product: universal stress protein PHOS32-like
Exons: 2
Coding region: 82-876 (264 amino acids)
Source: RefSeq, a predicted model, not a curated record
ACGCUUUACCAUCCCCAGUUCUGCCGCUGAAGCUCCAAGUUUGUCCUGUGAAGUCAACCAGAAACCCUAGCAUUCGUCGCGAUGAUCCCGAGCAAGAUCCCGACGGAAUCCGACUUGCAGGUCGAUGCCCCUCCGGUGAGGGUGAGGGCUCUCACUGCGGCCACGCAUGCCGCGAUCCAGCCGUCCUCUCCAAGCUUUUUCUUCUCCGCCGCCGCCGCUGCCAACCCCUCCGCUGGAUCUCAUCGCCGGAUCGCCAUAGCUGUCGACCUCAGCGACGAGAGCGCCUACGCCGUUAAGUGGGCCGUGCAGAAUUACCUCCGCCCUGGGGAUGCAGUCAUCCUCCUCCACGUCCGCCCCACUUCCGUCCUGUACGGCGCUGACUGGGGUGCUAUCGACCUCUCCGUCUCCGCAGAUGCGGACUCGGAGGAAGCCGGCUCCGAGGAGUCGCAGCAGAAGCUGGAGAGUGACUUCGAUGCCUUCAUGACCACCAAGGCGGAGGAUCUUGCCCAGCCUCUUGUCGAGGCUCAUAUCCCCUUUAAGAUUCACAUUGUGAAGGACCACGACAUGAAGGAGCGGCUUUGCCUAGAGGUGGAGAGGCUUGGGCUCAGCGCCGUGAUCAUGGGCAGCAGGGGCUUCGGAGCCUCAAGGAGAACCAGCAAGGGGAGGCUUGGAAGCGUCAGUGACUACUGCGUUCGCCACUGCGUGUGCCCGGUUGUGGUGGUUCGUUAUCCGGAUGAAGGUGGCAUAGCUGGAGGCAUCGCGGAGGGUGGCAGUCCUGUGGCAGCCAGGAGAUCUUCAGAUAAAGACACCGAGCUGCAACCAGUCCCAGAAGAAGACGAGUACCAUGAUGCUUCGAAUCAGCAUAAAGGUAACUGAGUAUAUCUGACGCAGCCCUCUCUCAUCCAGGUAGUAAAUAUUAUUCAUAAGCUCAUCUAUGCUAUGUAUCGUGCUACAAAUCCCUCUCUUUUUCCUUUGGUGAAAUGUAAUGUACUAAAUCCUCUCAGUUUGUUUGCUUCCUGUUCGUUGGUCGAUACUUUCCUCCAAGCUUGACUGCACCAAACUUGGCCAAAUAUCUGAUUGAUGAUGUAUCUUUUGGUAGACUUGGAAGCUCAGUGUUGAGAUGUUAUAUCCAACUGAGGAAGCAGAGGUGUAUGUUUCAUCAUUUUUUUACUGCUUUUGGGUUCACAUGACAACUAUCUAGGAAUUCGAGUGAUGCCCGGGUAUUGUUUGUGUUAA